Messenger RNA from Solanum lycopersicum (tomato), 1215 nucleotides. Its product is annotated as protein SPEAR3-like. NCBI's taxonomy places the organism in Eukaryota, Viridiplantae, Streptophyta, Magnoliopsida, Solanales, Solanaceae. Gene Ontology annotation, molecular function: DNA-binding transcription factor activity. The record is from RefSeq and is a predicted model, not a curated record.
AUUAACUUUCGAAAAGCGUAACAUAACAAAUAAAAAAAGGACGGAGGGAGUACCACAAUAUUAAAGUGCAUUUUCAUACAUUUAUUCUAACUUUAAUUUAGGAUAAUACGAUUGAUAAAUCUUUUUUACUUUCCUAAAUUUUGUACUCAAAUCAAGAAAGAUUAUUCUUUUUUAAACGGAAUGAGUAAUAUCGAAAAUUUUUGGAAGUUGACAAAAAAAAGAAAAAAAGACUAAAAUAAUUAAAGGGCAUAAAAUCCAAGCAAGUAUAAAAUAAAAUAAAUGAAAUGAAUCUGAUAAAUGUAAAUAGACAAUCUGAUCCAGCAAUGCAUUAAUUAUAAAAUUAUAAUAGGGAAGUUGGAGAUCAUAUAUAAAAACCCCUUUUAGGAGAUCUCCUUCCUCUUCACAAACAACUACUUGACACACAAAUUUAUUUGUUAGUUCUUAUUUUUUGGAAGAGAAAGAAUGGGAAGUGGUUAUUUUGGUGAACCAAAGUUGGGAAAUGAAAGAUCAUCAUCAUCAUCAAGAAAGAGCAAAAAGAACAAUAAUUUAGAGAAGCCAAAACAACCACAAAGAGGUCUUGGUGUUGCUCAACUUGAGAAAAUUAGAUUACAUACUCAAAUGGGUUGCAAUACUUACAACCCUUAUUCAUCAACUCCAUCAUUCUCAUCAUAUUCAUCAUCAACCUCUUCUUAUGCUUUUACACCACAACAAACCAUUAUGAUGGGAUUGGGGGACAUUGAAAGAGCAAAUAUUAGAUAUGGAGAUUCCCAGCUACCUUCUACACCUAGUGCUUGGCAUCCUGGCACAGUGUAUGAGCCUCAUCAAUUUGCUCAGCCAAACAUGAACAGAUAUCUACUUAACCUACAAAUAGAGGAAUCAAUGGAGAAUCGAACCAGAAAUAACUCAAUUGGAUCAAGUACUAGUCAUAUCUCUGAAUCAAACGGCGACCAUGAAUUAGAUUUGGAGUUGAGGCUUUCAAUUUAAUUAAUAACAACAACUCUGUGUAUGGAUGAUCAUCAUGUUAUAAGCGUAUAGACUUUAUGUAGAUUUUAGAGUAACAUUUCGCUUCGUUUCUUAACAAAAAUUUAUGGAAAUUUGUUACUCUCUUCUGGAAUAAUUGAAGGGAGUUCACUAUCAGAAAACAUGUUGCACUUGCUUGAUAGUAUUUCAUUAGGGUAUAUAUGGAUAAUAUAGCAAAUUAAACAUCUAACAAUU